GGGUAUGUGUGUCCGCCAUUGAAUCGCGCGAGAGAGAACAGGGAGGGCUUCAGAUGUGGGGGCCAUCCAUGAAGAUGGAAGGGACGUUCCCUGAGGCAGAAGGGGCUCCAUCCGAGGAAGGGCAGAGGGCUGUGGCCCAGGAGGGUGCCCAAGAUGCCCUCUCAUGUGAUGGUGCACAGAUGCUCUCAAGCCGUCUUCUUUGCACAGAUGUGGAAGCAGCUGCUGCACCACUGGUCCAGUGUCCCUUUUCCUUCGAGGAGGUGGCCGUGUAUUUCACGGAGGCCGAGUGGGCCCUGCUGGAUCAGGACCAGAGAGCCCUCUACAGGGAGGUGAUGCUGGAGAACUAUUGGAGCGUGGCCUCUCUGGCCGGAAAUGAUCAGAGGAAUGAGGAGGUUGAGGAACUGCAUCAUAUAUCGUCCGAUGAAGUCAAGAAUGAAGAUGUGCGAGGAAACUUCAAGAAUCAAGGCAGACCUAAGGGGCAGAAAGGCAGCCACAUGGUUGAGAAGAAAGAUAAUCCCAUGCCUUACCAAGGGGGGAAUGUUUGUGAAGUAAUUCACUUGACGGAAGAAACAUACAAGUGUGUGGAGUGUGGAAUGAACUUCUCAGAUAAAACCCAAUAUAAUACCCAUUUGCAAAUGCACAGUGGAAAGGAGAUUCAUCAAUUUUUAGAGUGUAAAAAGAGCUUCCUUUGUAGAGCAGAGCUCCUUGUACAUCAAGAGACAGACGCAGGAGAGAAACAUGACAGGUGCUCAGACUGUGGCAAGAGUUUCUCACAGAAAUUAGACCUUAUUGAACACCAAAAGAUUUGUUCAGGAGAGAAGCCAUUUUUCUGCUCAGAGACUGGAAUGGCAUUCUCUGAUGGAAAAAAGUCUAAUGCACACUUUCCAGGGCGCAGUAUAAUGAAGACGUGUAAAUGCCUUUGUUGUGGAAAGUACUUUAAAUACAGAUCAGAGCUUCUUGCGCACCAAAGAAUACACACAGGGGAGAAACCUUUUGAAUGCUCAGAGUGUGGGACAAGAUUCAAGCAGAGGAGCCAUCUGCAGCGGCAUCUAAGCACCCACACAGGAGAAAAACCUUUUGAAUGCUCAGAGUGUGGAAAUAGAUUCAUUCAGAACAGUGACCUUCAAAGGCACCUAAGAACCCACACAAUGGAGAACCCUUUUGAAUGCUCCGUGUGUGGAAAGAAAUUCAGUCGGAGUUACAACCUCCAAAUGCAUCUAUCAACACACACUGUAGAGAAACUAUUUGAGUGUCCAGAGUGUGGAAAGAGAUUCAAGUGCAGUAGCAGUCUUCAGCAGCAUCAACGAAUACACAGGGGUGAGAAACCUUUUGAGUGCUCAGAGUGUGGAAGAAGAUUCAGGCAGAUUGGCCAUCUUCUUAUGCACCAAAGAACCCACACAGGGGAGAAACCUUUUGAAUGCUCAGAGUGUGGGAUAAGAUUCAAGCGGAGUAGCCAUCUGCAGCGGCAUCUAAGAACCCACACAGGGGAAAAACCUUUUGAUUGCUCGCAGUGUGGAAACAGAUUCAUUCAAAAUAGUGACCUUCAGCGGCAUCUAAGAACCCACACAAAGGAGAACCCUUUUGAAUGCUCCGUGUGUAGGAAAAAAUACAGUCAGAGUUACGACCUUGAAAUGCAUCUAUCAACACACACUGGAGAGAAACUAUUUGAAUGUCCAGAGUGUGGGAAGAGAUUCAAGUGGAGUAGCGGUUUUCAACAGCAUCAAAGAAUACACAGGGGGGAGAAACCUUUUGAGUGCUCAGAGUGUGGGAAAAGAUUCAGUCAGACUGGCAAUCUCCUUGUGCACCAAAGAACCCACACAAGGGAGAAACCUUUUGAAUGCUCUGAGUGUGGGAUAAGAUUCAGGCGGAGUAGCCAUCUGCAGCAGCAUUUAAGAACCCACACAGGGGAGAGACCUUUUGAAUGCUCUGAGUGUGGAAAGAGAUUCAGUCAGAGUGGCAAUCUUCAACAACAUCAAAGGACCCACACAGGGAGAAACCUUUUGAGUGUUUAGACUGUGGAAAGAGAUUCAUCAGAGUGGCAAUCUUCAACAACACCAAGAAAAUCGCACAGAGGACAAUCUUUUGAACGCUCAGAGUAUGGAAAGACAUUCAGCUGGAGUGUUGUUCUUCAACAGCGUCUAGGAAUUCACACCAAGAAAAACUCUUUUGAUUGCUCAGAGUGUGAAAAGAGAUUCAUUCAUCAAAGCUGUGAUCUUCAAAAACACCUGUGAACUCACAUGGGGAGAAUCCUUCUGAAUGCUCAGAGUAUAUGAAGGGAUUUUGUCAACCUGGCCACCUUCAACGACAUCAGAGAACCCACAUCAGGAGAAACCACAUAACUGCUUAACUUGUGAAAACCACAAGUCACACCACAAGACAACCACAGACCAUAGAAAGGGUUGAAACCAUGUAAACACUUGUGAAGUCCUUGCAUCUGCCCAGAACCCUUACGCUAACCUGGAGGAACUGAAAUGCUUUCCCCCUGCCCCAUGGGUGCUGUAACUCAGGUUUCCAAAAUGGCUCAGUUUUCUCUUUGUAGGCAAAGAAGGGAAGGGAGAACAGCAACCCAGCUGCAUUCCAGGUGUGCCGAGAGCUGCCUGCUUUGCCACACAACUGGCCCUUCCCUCUCCUUUUUCUCCACUCUCUGAAGAGACUACCGAUUUCGAAGUAACUACCUAGAGAGGUAGGAAGUGAAUAGAAAGUUCCCAGGCAGGCUUUGGGGUAUUUCCGAGCAAUGCACUGGGGCAAAGGUAAUGUUUUUCCUGGGAAGGAAGCAGGGUUUUUAAAUGCUGAGGAAGAAUGCAGCUUCAUGUAGAGAAAGAGACAUCUGUGUAGAGCUGUCCCCAGCGGCAGCUGUUUUCUGUCAGACCGUGCAGGCGUCCAGGUAAAACGGACCAACAAGGGAGCAAUCUUGCCACUUUGUAAGCUUUUAAUGCCUGCUCUAAUUCUUGUAAUAUCUAGGUAGGGCAUGUGUAGGAACCAGGGAAAGAAGGAUGCAUUUCUAACCAAAUUUCAUUUGUUCUUCUGUUUGCUGGUCUGGUGCUUUGCUAAAUGUAUGCUUGUAAAUGUUUCCUUUUGAAUAAAUAUUAUAACCUUUUGAUUAAA
This is a messenger RNA of Heteronotia binoei (common prickly gecko), 3105 nucleotides long. RefSeq names its product gastrula zinc finger protein XlCGF57.1-like. NCBI's taxonomy places the organism in Eukaryota, Metazoa, Chordata, Lepidosauria, Squamata, Gekkonidae. Gene Ontology annotation, molecular function: RNA polymerase II transcription regulatory region sequence-specific DNA binding; DNA-binding transcription factor activity, RNA polymerase II-specific. Gene Ontology annotation, cellular component: nucleus. The record is from RefSeq and is a predicted model, not a curated record. Gene Ontology annotation, biological process: regulation of transcription by RNA polymerase II. Bases 54 to 2012 code for a protein of 652 amino acids. The transcript is spliced from 5 exons.